Messenger RNA from Pungitius pungitius (ninespine stickleback), 4053 nucleotides. It is a transcript of the gene fan1, whose product is annotated as FANCD2 and FANCI associated nuclease 1. The coding region runs from base 203 to 3157 and encodes 984 amino acids. Gene Ontology annotation, biological process: interstrand cross-link repair. Gene Ontology annotation, cellular component: nucleus. Gene Ontology annotation, molecular function: flap-structured DNA binding; 5'-flap endonuclease activity; 5'-3' exonuclease activity. The record is from RefSeq and is a predicted model, not a curated record. The transcript has 14 exons. Lineage: Eukaryota; Metazoa; Chordata; Actinopteri; Perciformes; Gasterosteidae.
GAAAAUAUCGAUGUCGUUGGGAUCGAUUAGUUCACCCUGAGAAUCAUUCUACGCUCCGCUGAUCGAGCCUGAAAAAGCGGGAUUGUUGUCAUCGAGCACUGCAGCUCUUCUUCUGGUCGUCCUCCUCGAAGCAUGCGGCAAAGAAAAGCUCCCCCAAAACACCUAAAGGUCGUCAUCGAACAGCGCCGCCACCGCCUGCAUCAUGACCGAGAGAACCAACAAGGACAAACUCACACGCAGUGGGCCGUUGUCCAGGAGCAAGAAGAAAGACCGCGUCCAAGCCACCUCGUCUCCGAUCACCUCGUUCUUCAACAGCCGGCCUCCGCCUAAGGUGGCUUGCCCCCUCUGUGGCCACUUUGUACCGAGGUUCAAGAUCAAUGAGCACAUUGAUUUGCAAUGUCAGAACUUUGAGAGGGGAGACAGUAGUGCCGCCUCAGCGGGUAAUAGUGUUGCACCAAGCAGCCAGCUGUCACCCAGCAGGAAUCCCCCAAAACCCACAAAGAAUCAAGAGGCGCUCAAAGAGACGAAGACCAGCCCGUAUUUCAAAAAGAAUAACUCUGAGCAGGCACCACGGGAGGCUGAGAGUACAAGUGGGGUCAGGAAGAACUUGGGAAGUCUUUCCUCCAAGUUAUCUUCAAAAUGUCCUACGGUACCUGAGAGGACACCUACAGAAGACAAACAUUCCCUGUCGAGUCCUGAAAUGAAGACAUAUUCUUCUGAGGCGCUCGGGAGCUCACAGAAGGAAAAUCUUCAGAGUUUAGAAGACAACAAAGAUUGUGUGACAGUUAUUGACCUUACAGAAACUGCCGUGGAAGAUUCGUCAUGUUCAGUUGAAGGACCUGACCUCAAAAGGAAAGCAUCUAAAUUAGAGACCGUCACGAAAUUGCCCUCGUCUUCUUCCAAACUCUCAAAGAGAAAGAAGGAAACUUCCGCUGGCAAGAAGGAAAAGAAAGCAAAGUAUGAGCACAGCAGCGGGGAGUCGCAUGAGGUGUUAUCGGGUGAAAGCGUAGCAGAGACGCCUGAUGCGGACCGGCUAAAGGCGGAGGCGCCUUCUCGCACCGCCUGGGACGGACAUUUGAGUUCAGAGGACACGUGCAAGAGAGGUGCAGCAGCAGCAGCAGCAGCAGCAGCAGCAGCUAUUAAUCGUGAUUCGCAGGCCGAGUCCGGUCACGAGAACGCCGCUGGUGGCGAAACGGAGAGCUCUCGGCCGCCCCAGCUUCCCUACUACCUCCGUAACUUCAAGAGCGUACUGCAAGCGGUGCUGGAGAAUGACGACGACAGGUCACUGUUCAACCAGGAGGAUCUGUCACUCGUGCAGGCAUUUGAGAAGCUCUCAGUCAUGGGGCAGAAGCUGUAUGUGAGACUAUUUCAGCGGAAACUGAAGUGGCUCCAAGUAAAUAAACUGGAUUAUGAACAGAUAUCCAGUGAUCUGGCGCCUGUUGCUGAGGAGCUGGUCCAAGGCGGUUUCCUGCAGGCAGAGAGUGACCUUCAGGAUUUGGGGGAGGCUCUGGAUCUCCUGCCGGCUCCUGAGCUCAAAACUCUGGCUAAGACUUUCCAUUUGGGCAAUUCUGGGACUCAGAAGCAGCAGCUGGUGGACGGACUCCUCCGUCUGAGCAGGCAAAAGUGCCUCUUCUCUCUGACCCCCAACAUCGGGCCUGUCAUCCUCAAACGAGCAAAGCAGCUCGCCAGUUCCUGUGUGCGCCUGUGUCGCGGCCCUCGAGCCGUCUUUUCUCGAAUCCUGCUCCUCUUCUCCCUGACGGACACCAUGGAUGAAGAGGAGAUGGCGGCCGGUGGGCAGAGCCAGCUCUUCACCAUCCUGCUGGUCAACUCGGGACGCCUGGCCUUCCCGGACUACACGGUGCAGCGUGAAGCCAAGGUGUUCCAGGACAGAGACGAUCUCAUCAGGUACGAAGCAUCGAUGCGAGCUCUGCAAGAAGUAGUCUCAGCUAUGCAGGGAGGUCAGUGGGAAGAAGCCAUGGAGCUUUACGCCGCUGCGAAAAAGAUCUGGCAGGAGUUGAGGAGAAACCACGACCUCAGUCCCCAGGAGGAGCUGCCUGUGUUCCUGCGCAGCUUCACGACCGGCUGGGCUUACACCCGGAUCUUAUCUAGAGUGGUGGAGAUCUUGCAAAGGCUACGUCAUUACGAGGAAGCAGUGGAGGAGCUGCGGGGUUUACUGUCGCAGUCUGUUUACUGUCCUGACAGCCGAGGGCGAUGGUGGGACAGACUGGCACUAAACCUUCACCAGCACCUAAAAAAACCUGAGCAAGCUAUUUGUGCUAUCAGAGAAGGGCUGUCGGACCCUCUCGUGCGAACUGGACAUAAACUUUCUCUACACCAGAGAGCUGUUAGGAUGAACGAGUCCGCGAGCAUGAAGAAGUAUCGCCUUCAACUUAAAGACCUGCCCGCUAUCCAAGUCCAAGAUGUCACGCAUGUGACCAUCCGGGGACAGCUGUUCCCCCAUGAGGGGGGCACGGGGAAAUCCAAGUUUCUUUUACCAGCAAAUGAAGGGGACGAGAGUGCCGAGGCCACCGUAAUAUGCUCCGUGGAGGAGCUGUCUUUAGCACAUUACCACCAACAAGGCUUUGACCAAGGGAUCCAUGGAGAGGGCUCAACGUUCUCAACAUUGUUUGGUCUUCUGCUUUGGGACAUCAUUUUUAUGGAGGGCAUUCCAGAUGUUUUCAGGAAUUCUUACCAGACAUGUCCUCUGGAUCUUUACACUGACCGUUUCUAUGAGAACAGAAAAGAAGCAAUUGACACUCGUGUGCGGCUGCUUAGUGAGUCCUCAGUGGAGACUCUGCAUGACAUGUUGGAAGAUGUUUGGACCUCCCAGGAGGGCAAAGUGUGUUCCCUGGUCAGCUGGGAGCGUUUCGCAUCACUUCAACAGGCAAAGUCUCUCGUGUCCUGCCUGGGUGGAGCUUUCUUAGGAGGGAUAAUAAGACGAAUGUCCAAAGACUACAGACACUGCCGCGGGGGUUUGCCUGAUCUGGUGGUGUGGAACGCCUCAAACAACAGCUACAAGCUGGUAGAGGUGAAGGGGCCCACUGACCGGCUUUCACAGAAACAGCAAAUAUGGCUGGAUGAGCUGAAGAAGCUGGGGGCGGACGUGGAGGUGUGUCACGUGACGGCAACUGGAGCCAGAGGAGCUCGUCUGGAAUGAACGGACACGGACAGAUCUGGGAACCUUGGGAUUCAGUGUUAUUUUGAACAUUUGUUGAUUUUUACAUCAACAACUCUAUUUAUAUUCCAUCUAUCAUACAUUUAAUCCUACUUAAAUAUAGGCAGUCUCGUGGCAGGGAUUCUGCCUUGCGAUGCGUGGGAUUAACAUCAGGAAAAACAUUGCCUUCAACAGGGAGAAAUGCAUUCUUAGAUGAAGAUCAAAAAUAACUUGCCUACAGGUAAUUCAGAGCUGAUGCAUGACAGGAUGUACUACUAACAUCAACACCAAAGGCAUGGUGUUUCUCUUUUCUUUAGCAACGCUAUAAUCUCAGGAUCUCAGGUUGCCAAGCAACCAAUAUUCACAUUUUGCUUAUACAUUUUGCUUAUAAAUUUUAUGACAGCUCUACAAGUGUGGUAAUUACUGUGAUAUUAUGGCGAUAAAAAAAAUCCUUCUUUGCCUCUGCUCUACCAGAAAGUUAAAAAUAACUGGGUUGUAAUCAAUGAAAACUGUCAUAAUGCACACACUUGCUGGUUGUUCUUGCCUCUAGCGUUAAUUGAUUAAUUGCUGGGUACAUAAAUGUCAGAAAAUGUUGAGGAUUGCAGUGUUCCAUAGCUAAAGUUGUUAUUAUCCCAUUUGUGCUUCUUUUGGUGCAAAAAAACGGUGCAAAAUAACGGUCCAAAACCCAAAUUAUUCAGCUUAACACAACAGCCACCACAUUGGACAAAGAGAGGGAGCACAUCCUCACCGAAAGGGAGCCAAAACCUUGGACUGUUUUGGCUUUUUAAGACCCAAAAAAUAAAAUGAGAAACAACCGGUUUACCAACUGUUAUCUUAAAAAAUGUAAAAUGCAAUGUUUUAACUGUCUUUAAAUGUAAAAUAAUAAAAUAAAACGGAUG